AUACAGAUGUUCCAGAGACAGGAGACAGCGUUAGUGUGUAGUCUCAGUGGUCUCAGUGGCCUGGUGUUGUUGUUGUUGUUAUUGUUGUGGUCCCGUGUGCGGUGGAUCCUCGGUCCGGUCUGGGGAACAUGAGUCUGAAGGACCGAGCGGCCGUCCGGCAGCAGAGCUCGGAGAAUAACUCGGUCAGCAGCUCCGAGUGGGACAUGGCCAACGACGUGUUCGUGUCCGUGUACGAUGACCCCUCCGAGGGGGACGGGGUCUCUGCUGCCGGGGACCAGGACCCAUCACAGCCCGAUCUGGACCGACACCUGCCCCUCCUGCGGGGGGACUCUCACCGGUUAUCCCAGGAGGAGGGUAUGAUGCUGGGCCUGCCUGAGGAGGAGUACCCCGGCUCAUCCUUCCUGUCCAUCGACCCGGACUACACCGAGAGUGACGGGAACCUGACCACCAAAAAGCGGAUCCGCUCCAACAGCUCCCGGCACCGCGGGGAGGUGGUCACGGAGCUUGGACCGGAGGAGGUCCGCUGGUUCUACAAGGAGGACAAGAGGACCUGGAAGCCUUUCGUCGGACACGAUUCGUUAAAAAUCGAAAUAGUGUACAGGAGGUUCUGCGAGCCGGAUCCGGGAAGGGUCAGACAGACGGACGGCACGGAGGCCGAGGGGAAGGAGGCAGAGGAGACUGGGGCGGAGGGUCGAGGGCAGAGGGGAUCCGGGUCAGAGGAGGGGAAGGAGGCAGAGGAGGUCACCGUGGAGGCGGUCUGUGUCCGAGGAGGACUGUACGAGGUGGACAUCCGGGAGAAAGAGUGCUACCCGGUCUACUGGAACCAACAAGACCGGAUCCCUGUGAUGAGGGGUCAGUGGUUCAUCGACGGGACGUGGCUCCCCCUCGAGGAGGAUGAGAGCGACCUCAUCGAGGUGGAUCACCUGGCCCGUUUCCGGGGCCAACAGAUGAGGGACACCUAUGAGAUGGAGGUGGUGACAACCACGGUGGACAGCAAGGACUCCAUCCACAGUCUGAAGCUGAGCAGGAGUCAUGUAGACUGGCACAGCGUGGACGAGGUUUACUUGUACAGUGAUGCCACCACCUCCAAGAUCGCACGCACUGUCACGCAGAAACUCGGCUUCUCUAAAGCCUCCAGCAGUGGGACGCGUCUCCACCGAGGAUACGUUGAGGAGGCGGCUCCUGAGGACACGCCCCCUGAAACCACGCACAUUGUGUUCGUGGUGCACGGCAUCGGGCAGAAGAUGGACCAGGGCCGGAUCAUCAGGAACACCAGCAUGAUGAGAGACGCUGCGAGGAAGAUGGAGGAGAAGCACUUCUCUGACCGCAGCACGGAGCACGUGGAGUUCCUCCCUGUGGAGUGGAGGUCGAAGCUCGCUCUGGAUGGAGACACAGUGGACUCCAUCACUCCAGACAAAGUGCGGGGUCUCAGAGACAUGUUGAACAGCAGUGCCAUGGACAUCAUGUACUACACCAGCCCGCUCUACAGAGACGAGAUAACCCGGGGUCUGACUCUGGAGCUGAACCGGCUCUACUCGCUCUUCUGUUCGAGGAACCCGGACUUCGAGAAGCACGGGAAGGUGUCCAUCGUGUCUCACUCUUUGGGCUGCGUCAUCACCUUCGACAUCAUGACCGGCUGGGACCCGGUCCGCUUUCAUCAUCAGGAGGCGCCCGACCCCGAAGAAACCAAGGCCCGCUGGCCCAGUGAGCAGGAGCGCCACCUGCAGGAGGAGCUGAGGCUCACACACCUCAGGCUGAGGGAUCUGGAGGAUCAGUUCCAGGGUCUGCAGACUUCCUCCUGUGUUGCAGUGCCAGCUCUCAAGUUUAAGGUUGAGAACUUCUUCUGCAUGGGCUCUCCUCUGGCUGUGUUCCUCGCUUUGAGAGGGAUCAGACCCGGAAACAACGGCGUGCAGGACCACAUCCUCCCCACGUCCAUCUGCAAACGCCUCUUCAACAUCUUCCACCCCACAGACCCCGUGGCAUACAGACUGGAGCCUCUGAUCUUGAAGCACUACAGUAACGUCUCUCCAGUUCAGAUCCACUGGUACAACACCACGAGCCCGACUCCAUACGAUCAGAUCAGACCCACGCUGCUCAACCUCCCCAAAGAGACGGCCUCGGUGUCCGACUCAGAGAGCAUCCCCAGCCCCUGCACCUCCCCCCCUCAGGCCCGACGGCACUACGGAGAGUCCAUCACCAACCUGGGCAAGGCCAGCAUCAUGGGUGCGGCGAGCAUCGGAAAGGGAAUAGGAGGCAUCCUGUUUUCCCGCUUCUCCCGGUCCAGUGGUCAGGUGGGUGGCGUGGAGGAGGAGCCGUCAGACUGUGAGGGCGGAGCCUCUGAAGUGGAGAAUGUGGCAGCAGGAGAGGAAGGAGCCGUGGAGGGGGAGUGCGAGGAGAAAGAGAAACAGGAGAAGGAGGAGAGAAGGGAGGUGGAGUCUGCCAUGUCCCAGUCCACCUCAGCCGUCAUGGACAACACCAGCUUGGAGCUGGAGAAACGCAUCGACUUCGAGCUGAGGGAGGGUAUGGUGGAGAGCCGCUAUUGGUCAGCAGUGACGUCACACACAGCCUAUUGGUGCUCCUACGACGUGGCUCUGUUCCUGCUCACCUUCAUGUACCGACCACAGGAACCUGCUGAGCCUGCAGAGGACAGCACUGAGACGUCAUAACAGGAGGGGACACGUGAACAUGAGACGGACACGUCUCAACACGGAGGGACACGUUAGAGCAGCAGACAUAAAGACAGAAAAGACACAGGGAGGCGUGUUAGAGUUAGAGAAGACUUUUACUGAUGGAAGAAAAGACACGUCAUAGCAUGUCAUGACAUGUUGAGACAACGGUACGGUGGCUGGGAAGUGCAACGCAAA
Notolabrus celidotus (New Zealand spotty) is the source of this 2864-nucleotide messenger RNA. RefSeq names its product DDHD domain containing 1b (gene ddhd1b). NCBI's taxonomy places the organism in Eukaryota, Metazoa, Chordata, Actinopteri, Labriformes, Labridae. Gene Ontology annotation, cellular component: cytoplasm. Gene Ontology annotation, molecular function: metal ion binding; glycerophospholipase activity. The coding region runs from base 129 to 2666 and encodes 845 amino acids. The transcript is spliced from 13 exons. The record is from RefSeq and is a predicted model, not a curated record.